Oncorhynchus nerka (sockeye salmon) is the source of this 7791-nucleotide messenger RNA. Its product is annotated as stromal cell-derived factor 1-like. Gene Ontology annotation, biological process: defense response; immune response; chemotaxis. Bases 115 to 411 code for a protein of 98 amino acids. The transcript is spliced from 4 exons. Lineage: Eukaryota; Metazoa; Chordata; Actinopteri; Salmoniformes; Salmonidae. Gene Ontology annotation, molecular function: chemokine activity. The record is from RefSeq and is a predicted model, not a curated record. Gene Ontology annotation, cellular component: extracellular region.
UCCUCUGCAGCGUGCCUUGUAUGCACGGUGUAUAACUUCAACACUCCGACACACACUUUCACAGUGCGAUCUGGACUCUACAUUGAACAGAUUAUCGGACCGGUAUCGUUAAUCAUGGAUUUGAAAUACUUUGCGGUUAUGGUUGUGCUCGCUGUGGCGACAUACGCUCCUUUCUCACAAGCUAAACCAAUCAGUCUGGUGGAGAGGUGUUGGUGUCGUUCUACAGUUAACACCGUCCCCCAGCGUAACAUCCGAGAACUGAAGUUCCUACACACACCCAACUGCCCCUUCCAAGUGAUUGCCAAGCUGAAGAACCACAAGGAGGUUUGUAUCAAUCCCGAGACCAAGUGGCUGCAGCAGUACCUGAAGAAUGCCCUCAACAAGAUGAAGACAUCCAAGCAGACCAACUAGAGAGCCUGCAGGAAGACCUACCAACAGACAUGUAACAUGAGACGUGUAGGUUGUAAUAUGUAACAUGUACUCUCCCGUCACGCACGCUGAACAGCACUUAUCCUGUCCAUCGCGGAACCAUCCAACCCACGGCUUUCCAAAACCACCACCUCUGUUACCAUCACCACUUAUAGACUCCACCCCUGCUAGUGCCAAGUGCAAUUAUAUCUGUGUGAGUGUAUGUUUUUAUCAAUUAUGUAUAUACCAUUUUUUUAAUCCUAUUUCAUCAGUAAAUAGCCAUUUUUUGUUGCUGUUUUGGCCACCGGCUUCUCUGUCAUUCAGGAGUAAGGACUGGGCUUAAAGUACGCAUUGAUGGGGCUGAGAUGGAGAGAGAGGGAGGAUUCAUAACAGGAUUCAAGCCUCACAAUCCAACUCUAUCAGCUUGUCCUGGGGAGUGUACAAGGUUCAACAGGUCAUUCUGGGAAAGAUCUAAGGGGCAUGGAGGUGUUCACACAUGCAUGGCAGAGCCACUAGAACGUACAAUGGCUCAAUCCCUUAGCCCCCCCCCUCGUUUUUGAGUGUCCGUCUGUGGGGGAGUGGCACUCAAAAAUGGAGCAACUAGUGGUAGGGAGAGCUAUAAUAACACUUGGGAAUGGGACAUCGCUACAUCACUUGCGCACAUCAGAAACGGCCACGGACACCACGCAAUUAAUUGACGAUGAACCUUGUGUUUUUCAGAAUGCCUAUACUGGCUGCAGUAAUAACUUUCCUUAUAUUUCUCAUGCAACAAAUAUGUGCUUACCAUAUGAACAUCAAAUGAGAACAGCAGAACAACAAUGGACCCGUAAUGUACCCAUCCUCUGGCUGCGGUUCAAUGUGGAGUAGUACAGAAGCAGGACUUUUAUUCCAUAGCGGUUUAACCGUCACAUUUCAUUCAGUCAUUACCAGUGAAGGCACUUUAGCUAGAACAAUUAAAACUACUGUUCUGAACUAAUAUUUAUACCAAACGUUUUCAGGGUCAGUACACAGAUCGGCUACAUAGCUACACAUCCAUAGCAUACAGGUAUUUUUAUCCUCCACUACACAAUAAGGAAGAAAAGAGUUAGCUAGGGUUAGCAGGGGUUGGAACCAAAAUUAUUUUCUAAUCUCUUCGUUCUGAACCACCAUUCUUUUUUGUUUCUUUCCACUGUUCCGAAUGGAAAAAACAAAGUUCUGAACCGGUUUGAUGUCACGUUCGUUAUAAGAAUCGGACAAAGGCGUAGCGUGGUAUGCGUACAUUCUUAUUUACUAAAAAGAAUUAACACUGAACAAAAUAACAAAACGAAACGUGAAGCUAUACAAACGAGUGCUGACAGGCAACUAUACAUAGAGAAGAUCCCAAAAACACCAAAGGGAAAUGGCUGCCUAAAUAUGAUCUCCAAUCAGAGACAACAAUAAUACCAUAGACAUACAAAUCACCUAGACCGAGAAAAACCCUAGACAUACAAAACCCCCUAGACAAGACAAAAACUAGCGUACCCACCCCAAUCACACCCGGACCUAACCAAAAUAUAAAGAAUACAGAUAUCUCAGGUCAGGGCGUGACAGGACCCCCGCCAAAGGUGCUGACUCCCGGCCGCAAACCUGAACCUAUAGGGAGGGUCCGGGUGGGAAUCUACCCUCGGUGGCGGCUCCGGUUCUGGACGCAGCCCCCCCUCUUUAUGCUGAUUCCUCCGCCUUUGUAGAACCGGACCGUGGAUCAUCGCCAGAGGCUCUGGACUGCGGAUCAUCGCCGGAGGCCCCAGACUGGGGACCGUCGCCGGAGACCCCGGACUGGGGACCGUCGUUGGAGGUUCCGGACUGUGAAACGUCGCCGGAAGCUCCGGACUGGGAACUGUCGCCGGAAGCUCUGGACUGGGAACUGUCGCCGGAAGCUCUGGACUGGGAACUGUCGCCGGAAGCUCUGGACUGGGAACUGUUUCCGGAAGCUCUGGACUGGAAACUGUCGCCGGAAGCUCUGGACUGGAAACUGUCGCCGGAAGCUCUGGACGGGGAACUGUCGCCGGAAGUUCUGGACUGUGGAGGCACACUGGAGACCUGAUACGUGGUGCUGGCACUGGUGGUACCGGGCUGAAGACACAUCUCAGGACACAGGAGGUUCUGGACUGUGGAGGCGCACUGGAGGCCUGGUGCGUGGGACCGGUACAGGUGGCACCGGGCUGAAGACACGCACCUCAGGGCAUUUUGCGGGGAGGAGGCACAGGACCUACUGGACUCUGGAGGCGCACUGGGGGUCUGUUGCGUGGUGCCGGCACUGGUGGUACCGGGCUGAUGACACGCACCUCAGCGCGAGUCCGGGUAGCAGGCACAGGACGUACUGGACUAUGGAGGCGCACUGGAGAUCUGGAGCGUAGAGCUGGCACAAUGCAUCCUGGCUGGAUGCUCAAUUGAGCCCGGCAAGUGCGGGGCGCUAGCACAGGACGCACUGGGCUAUGCAGACGCACCAGAGACACAGUACGUAGAGCCGGCACAGGAUAUCCUGGUCCAAGGAGGUGUACUGGAGACCAGGAGCACUGGGCCGGCACCAUCUGUCCUGACUGGAUGACCAUUCUAGCCCGGCAAAUGCGAGGAGCUGGAAUAGAGCGCACCGGGCUAUGAAUGCGAACUGGAGACACCGUGCGCAUAACUGCGUAACACGGUCUCUGACCAGUCACACGCUCCCCAUGGUAAGCAUGAGGAGUUGGCUCAGGUCUCCAACCUGACUCAGCCAACCUCCCUGUGUGCCACCCCCAAAAAAAUCUUAUGGGGCUGCCUCUUGUGCCUGUCUCGUUGGUACAACUCCUCGUAACAUCGCCGUUCCGCUUUCGCUGCCUCUAUCUCCUCCUUAGGACGGCGAUACUCCCCAGCCUACGUCCAGGUUCCUGCUCCACCCAGAAUCUCCUCCCAGGUCCAUUCCUCCUGACCACGCUGCUUGGUCCAUUUUUGGUGGGAUCUUCUGUCACGUUCGUUAUCGGACCAUGGCACAGCGUGGUAUGCGUACAUUCUUAUUUAUUAAAAAGAAUGAACACUGAACAAAUAAACAAAAUAACAAAAUGAAACGUGACGCUAUACAAAAAAGUGCUGACAGGCAACUACACAAAGACAAGAUCCCAAAAACAUGCCUAACUAAAUAUGAUCCCCAAUCAGAGACAACGAUAAACAGCUGCCUCUGAUUGGGAACCAUAUCAGGCCACCAUAGACAUACAAAUCACCUAGACCUACAAAAACCCUAGACAUACAAAAAAAACUAGACAAUACAAAAACUAGCGUACCCACCCUAGUCACACCCUGACUAACCAAAAUAUAAAGAAAACAGAGAUAUCUCAGGUCAGGGCGUGACAUUUGAACCAAAAUAAAGGACCGAUUUAUAUUGUUCCUUUCUGUUCAUUUUUUAACCGGUGAAAUCAACAUAAAAAAAAAACAUUUAAUCAAUCAAUCAAAUGUAUUUAAAAAUCCUUUUUUACAUCAGCAGAUGUCACAAAGUGCUUAUACAGAAAUCCAGCCUAAAACCCCAAACAGCAAGCAAUGCAGAUGUUGUAGCACGGUGGCCAGGAAAAACUCCCUAGAAAGGCAGGAACCUAGGAAGGAACCUAGAGAGGAACCAGGCUCUGAAGGGUGGCCAGUCCUCUUCUGGCUGUGUCGGGUGGAGAUUAUAUGAGUACAUGGUCAUUAAGGCCAGAUGGUUCUUCAAGAUGUUCAAAUGUUCAUAGAUGACCAGUAGGGUCAAAUAAUCACCAAUCAGUGCGGAUAGAGCAGGUAAGCUAGUUGUUUACAUGCAUGAUGGACAGACAAGUGUCGCCUAAGGUGCAAAAUGCGACUGAAAUUUUGCUGGUGGGGAGAGAGGGUUGAGGAGGAGGCUUGAAGCGCGGGGAAUCUUGCUAUGACAUUAUCUAUAACUAGGCAUAGAGUAUCCUUAACUAGCAUUGAAAAAGUUUACCAAUUCUCUAGCUAAUUAAAAAUCUAUCUCCCUAUCUUGUGAAUCAAGCUUGUAAUGUCAGUGCAGUAGCCUAUGCUUGGGUGGGGUGAGUGGCAGGUAGCCCAAGCAUACACAAUCAAAUAUUUUUGGCUUGCUGGCAGACACUGAAAAUAAGUGAAAGAGAGAGGGCUUUGCAUAGGCACUCUGUUGUGGGACUAGAAAAAAUGCUUGGAACGUAAAUAACGUUUAUUAACCAGUUCCAAUGCUUUUAAAAUAAUGUUUCUGUUUCGGAACAUAUGGAUCACUUUCGUUCCAGGUUUCGUUUAUGAAUCUUGAUUAUUUUUUUCCCACUUUUCAGUUCCCUGAACCGGUUCCAAGCCCUGCUGCUACGUUACCUGCAUUGGCAAAUAUCUCCAAUCUCUAACGUUAACGUUACGUUACUACAAUAAAGUGACUGGCUUUGAAAUAUUUUUUAAUAAAGGCAAAAUUACAAAAAUUCUACAUUCAAUUUGCAGCAAGUUAGCCAAGUUAGUUAGUUAUCAAGUUAGAUUCUUUACAUCAGCUGGAUUUCUCAAGAUGACUGGCUGGAUUGUUCAGGAUUCCCUAAAACAUUAAACAACACAAAUUACAAUUCAUACAAAUGUCAAAUGCCCAUAUAGCAAACUAAAUGUUUAGCUAGUUGGAUAAUGUUAGCUAGUCAGCUAGAUAGCUUGUUAAUAAGUAGGUUUUCGUGAAUUAACUUUGACUUAAAAUAUGCAUAAUCACUUGUCUCUAGAUUAACUAACAUAUUUCUCUGAACUGUACAUUUUUUGCACGAUUGAGUAUGAAGUAAUCAUGCAUCUCAAUUUCCUUUGUUUGGAGGUUCAACUAUAUAUUUUUUAUUUAACUAGGCAAGUCAGUUGAGAACACAUUCUUAUUUAAAAUGACAGCCUACCGGGGAACAGUUACCUGUCUUGUUCAGGGGAAAAACAACAGAUUUCUACCUUGUCAGCUCAGAAAUUUGAUCCAGCAACCUUUCGGUUAUUGGCCCACCACUCUUACCACUAGGCUGCCACCCCAAACUAGAGCGCUGAAAAGGCACUACCACUCCCUUAAAGUUGAAGUGGGACAGCACUGCGACUCGAUGAGGAUCGAGGAAUUGCACAAAAUGGAGGGGGAGGGCUAUAGGGGGUAUUGGGAUUGAGCCUAUGUCUGCCUAUGUUUACACACAGGAGUGAUUGGACAUCCAGAUCUAGUACCCAAUCAACCAAUACUUUUUGUUUGGUAUCCAGCCAUGUUGCAUGUUGAAGUAUUUUAUAUAAACAGUCUUAAUGUGAAAAAUAGUCUUGAUGUUAUUUUCCGAGCAGCUUCAGAAGAGACACAGAUAUACAAAGUUUGCCGAAGUUCAUUGGAGAUUUAGAAUUUCAGUCAGUGACACAUUGGCACUAAAAGUUCCAAGAUAAUUACUCUCUAGUUAGAAUUAUAAUUACAAUGUUGUUGUCAUGUUUGGUGCCAACAGUUGGUUGAUAACUGUGGAACUGUGACUGGUAGUGAGACCAUGCAUGACCCCGUCACUGCAUGUGUGUGUUUGUUUGUGUGUGGGUGUAUGUAUGUGAACGUGUGGGCUGUUUUAGCUGUUAGGGGAACACGGUCAAUGAGCGAUAAUGUGGAAUGAUAUGCUGCUUUUGCAUUUCCGAUCUCUCUGAAAAUUCUAGAACAUCUGGAGUCAGAACUCUGCUAAUUGAGCGACCAAUGAGAGGGUAGUGGUCCGUAGCUCCGUCACAGUUCUGGAAACAUCAAAGGAACAGUAUGUCCAGAUUUUAUUAAAGGAACAGUUAACCCAGAUUGUUAAAAUAACAGUACUUACAAAUUUUAUUAAAGGGAUAGCUCACCCAGAUUACUUAAAAGGGAUAGUUCACUCAGAUGACUAAUAACUUUGUAGUUCAGGUUUCCCUUUAAUUCUGACAUUGACCAGAGUACAUUACUGUAUGAAAAUCUCAAACACAUGCAGUGGGUUAACCAAAUCAUGUUUGUUGUCAGCCAGACUACCAUGUAAAUGUUUCAUGAAACAUUAUGGAAUUUAUAAAGUAUCAUAUUUAGCAAACCACACACUAUGAAAAUCAAUGUUAUAGUAAUAUAGAGAAAGUCAUAAUCUCAUCAACAGUUGUAGUGUGAUAGUAUUAGUAGCAGUAUAGUAAUAGUAGAAGUAGUGCAGGGGGGGGACUCUUUUUAAUUGGGGGGGACUCAGUUGGGGUCUCAACUCACUGUAUACUUCGAAAUUUGUGCAUUAACAGUCACUCAGUUGUGUCAGCGAUUUAUUUUAUUUUAUUUUAUUAUUGCUAAGUUAGUAUGUCAGCCAGCUAUCUAAACUUGUAGUAAGCACGGUCGUAUUACAGACCAGGGUGGGGCCCAUUGAUCAUCAGUUAUCAUACUAAAAACAGCAAACCCUUUUGCAGGAAAUUAGCUGUAAAUCUGUUAAUUCCUCUCUGCCCCACGGCUAAAUAAGUAGAAUUGCAUGAAAUGAGGGUAUGCAGACCCACUCAUUCCACUCAUUUACUCAUCCCCCCAUGAUGAGUAAAAACAAUGUGUGGCCCCCACCCCCAUCAAAGUUGCCCAUCCCCGAUCUAGUGGAAUACAGUGGCUUGGCUACCUAUUAAUGUCAUAUACUGUAUGUUAUUUUGGAUACCGAUGCACUUUAUGUCCAACAAAUUCAUUAAUUUUCAUUUACAUUUUAGUCAUUUAGCAGACACUCACAAAAUAAAAUAAAAAACAUCUUUAAACAAUUCAUUGACCAAUGCACCAUCAUACCAAGUCAUUUAAUGCUUGAAAAAAACUUGAUAAAUAAGAUAUUUGGCUACAGAAGUGCUAUUUCUUACCGAUCUCUACAGCUUCCAUCCAAAAACAAAUCGUGUGAAAUUGCGUCAACACAUACUGGAGAAGUUACUGGCUAGCUACAGAGGCUAGCGUAGCUAACAAACUAGCUAUGUUGGUCAUCGCGCAUGACCAGAAUGAUCCACCAAAGGCACACCCCAUUUCUGUUUUAAAAUGGAGAAAGGGAUGGAGUUGGAAUGGUUUUUGUGCCCAAAGUCGACCUAUAAGAUAGCUGGGUGACACAACCACAUAUCACAGUCAUAGCAACAACAACAAAAAAUCCCUCAAUAAAGUAGUUAGCAACAAUACAUAACUUUAGAAUGUGAUAAUGAGAACAAGAAUAGGAUCCACAUUAGUCAACUGUUGUUUUUGCACUUUUUUACUUGACAUUUUUUGGUACUUUUAAUGUACUUUUUCAUAUAAAUAAUCUUAAGCAUGAGAUACAUCACAUUUUCAUUUUGAACCUUUAUUUUUCCAUAGGUUAAAGAUGUACUCUUUUAUAUGUCAAACACACACCGUUCUUAUGAAGGAGCUAGAUGUAACAUUGUUUCAAUGUUAAACUGUAUAUUGUUGAGUUAAACGUAGUCUUUUAACCAUGAAUAAAAGGUAUUCAUUUA